UUGUCUUCAUUGUAUUCUAAUCUCUCAUUUGUUGUCUUGAUAAUGAAAUGGGUGAUGUGUGUAAUUCAGUAGUGUAACUGGAGCGAUCGCAUUCAAAAAGAUAUUACUAAUUGUCCUGAGCACUUGGCAAGAUUCAUGUUAAGGUUUAGAACACAAAUCCGUAAUCAAACAUGAGUUUUGCGGAAUAUAGAGAUGUUAUUCUAGAUGGUGACAUAGCCAUCGUCUUCCUGGGCCAUGACUCCAUGUUUGCAAUCAAGGUUAAGAGCGGUGGAGCUACUCAGACCAAAUACGGGGCGAUCAAGCAUUCAGCAGAUCUAAUUGGCAAGAAAUAUGGGUCAAAGGUUACAUGCAGCAAGGGAGGCUGGGUGUAUAUACUCUAUCCCACUCCAGAAUUGUGGACUGUGACUCUUCCUCACCGGACCCAGAUCCUUUAUUCCACUGAUAUCUCCAUGAUAGUGAUGAUGUUGGAAUUGAAACCAGGAUCCAUUGUUUGCGAAUCAGGUACAGGAAGUGGCUCUUUGUCUCAUGCUAUCAUCAGGACUAUUGCACCAACAGGCCACCUGUAUACGGUGGAAUUUCAUAAACAGCGAGCGGAGAAAGCUGAAGAGGAAUUCCGUGAUCAUAAGGUCGACCACUUGGUCACGGUGAAAAACCAAGAUGUCUGUAAGGAAGGAUUUGGAGUCAGCAACCUUGCGGAUGCUGUGUUUUUGGAUAUUCCAUCUCCUUGGGAGGCUAUUGUAUACGCAAAAUCUGCCCUGAAGAUUGAAGGUGGAAGGAUCUGUUCUUUCUCUCCCUGCAUCGAACAAGUGCAGCGAACCUGCCUUGCUAUGAGUGAGAAUGGCUUUGUAGAUAUCGAUACAUUAGAAAUUCUUCUCCGCGUGUACGACGUCAGGACUAUCAACCUCCAGCUACCUGACCUUGGGGCAGAGGAUAAAAAUAUCCAGGACACACCAGCUGAUGCCAGCAACCAAUCGAAGGCAGAGAGCUGCACUGAUUCACAGCAGAGCACUGCUCAGUUUAAAAGUGGUGCACCUCUGAGAGAGAUGGCGGGCCACACUGGGUACUUGAUUUUUGCGACUAAGUGUUUAUCUUAGGCAUUGAGAUGUGGAACAGCCUUCUAUUCUUGAAAGAAAAACUGUAAUUUGGAAUCAAAUGCCAUGGAUAAUUGCAUCUGUGAAGGUUGCGUAAAUGUGCAGUAUGUCAAGAAUGGUGGCAGGGAACAAAUGCAAAACAUUUUGCUCUGUUUUUGCAGAAAAUACACACUGCUGUGGGAGCAAAAUAAUGGAAUUGUAUAUGGAACCAGCACAAGGGCUGUUAAUGGAAUGAGUUUGUGGGCCUUAAACUACUUAUAAAUUCCAUGUAGGCGUUUUGUGUUGAGAUUUCAUUUCUUUUGUUCAUUUUAAGGCUUUUUGUUUCCAGUUGAUUUUUUUUAUUAAACUAUAUUUACGAAGAAAA
Callorhinchus milii (elephant shark) is the source of this 1455-nucleotide messenger RNA. It is a transcript of the gene trmt61a, whose product is annotated as tRNA methyltransferase 61A. Bases 171 to 1094 code for a protein of 307 amino acids. Lineage: Eukaryota; Metazoa; Chordata; Chondrichthyes; Chimaeriformes; Callorhinchidae. The record is from RefSeq and is a predicted model, not a curated record. Gene Ontology annotation, biological process: tRNA methylation. The transcript is spliced from 4 exons. Gene Ontology annotation, cellular component: tRNA (m1A) methyltransferase complex; nucleus.